This is a messenger RNA of Exserohilum turcica Et28A, 1611 nucleotides long. RefSeq lists its product as uncharacterized. NCBI's taxonomy places the organism in Eukaryota, Fungi, Ascomycota, Dothideomycetes, Pleosporales, Pleosporaceae. Gene Ontology annotation, cellular component: nucleoplasm. Gene Ontology annotation, biological process: DNA replication-dependent chromatin assembly; CENP-A containing chromatin assembly. Bases 74 to 1450 code for a protein of 458 amino acids. The record is from RefSeq and is a predicted model, not a curated record. The transcript has a single exon. Gene Ontology annotation, molecular function: histone binding.
CCUAACUGCGCAUUAACAAUCUUGCAGUCGCAUAAUACUAGUCAUAUCACGGACACAACCCGAUCUGCGCAAAAUGGCCGACCCCGCGACUGAACCGCUUGCGACCGUCACCGAAACCGAAGAGCUGCCUAGAACCAAGGAAAAGCUGUCCGAACUGUCGCAGGCUGCCUCUAUCCACUACUCGACCAAGAACUUCCCUGCUGCCGCCGAGAACUAUGCCAACGCUGUCGAGAUCCAAGCCGAACUCAAUGGCGAAAUGGCGCCUGAGAAUGCCGAACUGCUCUUCUACUACGGGCGCGCGCUAUACAAGGUCGCGGUUGCUAAGAGCGACGUGCUAGGCAACAAGGUUGCGCAAGAGGAAAAGAAGAACAAGCAGCCCAAGUCGAAAAAGGCAGCAAAGACAGAGACAGGUGAAGGCUCAAGUACAGCGGCAGCCAAGGCCGAGCCAAAGACAGAAUCGGUCCAGAACAAGCCAUAUUUCCAGCUUACAGGCGAUGAAAACUGGACUGAUUCGGAGGAUGAAGAAGACGAUGACGAGGGCGAGCAGGAAGAGGACGACGACGACUUUGGCAACGCAUACGAGAUCUUCGAGUUGGCUCGCGUCCUCUACGAAAAGCAGCUGAAUGCACUCGCAGAGAGCGACUCUGCAGACAAGGGCAAGGGCAAAGCUGAGCUGAGCCCAGCCGAGCGCGUUAUCAAGGAGCGCAUUGCCGACUGUCACGGUUUCCUUGUGGAGAUCUCACUCGAAAACGAGCGCUUCCACGAUGCCGUAGCCGACGCCCGCAAGUCGCUUGCCCUGCAGGAGGAACUGUACCCAUUUGAGCACGAAAACGUCACCGAGGCACAUUACUCACUUUCUCUAGCCCUUGAGUUUGCAUCUGUAUCCAAGGUGCGCGAGGACCAGACGGGCCAAUCCACAGGUGCGCCCGACACGGAGCCCGGAAAAGAAGACGAGGACGGCGUCAACUGGGAGCUGCGAAAAGAAGCCGCCGACCAAACCGACCUCGCGAUCAAGAGCCUUGAAGCGCGGUUAAAGAAAGAGGAGGAUGCUCUCGACUCCGACGCGCUCAAGCCAGACCAGAAGGAGAAGCAAGCCAUCAUCGCCGACAAGAAGAGUAUGCUGGAGGAUCUCAAAACCCGUCUUGUCGACCUCAAGUCGGAUCCCACAAAGCAGCAGUUCGAUACCAUCGACUCGUCUGUCUUCCAGGGCUUGCUGGGUGGCAUGCUGGGUGCCGACCCAGCCACGCAAAAGGCUAAGCUGGCUGAAGUCGCCAAGACGGCAAACGAUGUUUCAGGUAUGGUCAAGAAGAAGGCAAAGGCACCGGUGGCAGCAGCAUCGUCGGCAUCGUCGGCAUCGGCGUCAAAAGACAGUGGCAGCAGCAAGAGGAAACUAGAAGUUGAAGACAGUGGCGCAGAUGAAAAGAGAGCGAAGACAGAGGAGCCAGCGUAAAUGCCCAUUUUGUCAGUUUCCAAUUGAGGCGUUUUUGGAUGACACGGUUAUAUUUAGCGUCAUGGAAGAAUAUGCAUGCCCUUUUUUUUUGUUCUUAAAUUUCACUGUUCACGAGCUAGGAUAGCGCUGCAGUCUGCUACAUAGGAUAAGAAUCAAAUGCA